Molecule: messenger RNA, 626 nt
Organism: Gossypium raimondii (Peruvian cotton)
Lineage: Eukaryota; Viridiplantae; Streptophyta; Magnoliopsida; Malvales; Malvaceae
Product: MYB-like transcription factor ETC1
Exons: 3
Coding region: 141-380 (79 amino acids)
Biological process (GO): cell differentiation
Cellular component (GO): nucleus
Molecular function (GO): transcription cis-regulatory region binding
Source: RefSeq, a predicted model, not a curated record
UGUCGUUCAACUUACAUAUUUUUAUUUAUGUUUCCAUCCAAACACAUGAUCUAAUCAUUUCCCCUCAUUGGCUCUGUUUACUUCAUUUCUAAGGUCCAAAUUAAUUAUCUCCCUUCCCUUCAAUCUUCAAAACUCCAUUAAUGGCUGACUCUCAACAUUCCUCUUCUGGUAAAACUUAUGUCAACUCUCAAGACUUUAGUUCAGAGGAGGAAACAAAUGAAGAAUCAAAGCUUAAAUUCUCUGAAGAUGAGGAAACACUUAUAAUUAGGAUGUUUAAUCUGGUUGGAGAGAGGUGGGCUUUAAUUGCUGGAAGAAUCCCCGGUAGAACAGCUGAAGAAAUUGAAGAGUAUUGGAAUACCAGGUAUUCAACAAGUGAAUGAGAAAAAAAAGAGGACAUUUUUAAAGAAAGGGGCCAAAUUUGAGGGACUGGAUGGCAAUUAUGGGCAAGAGAGCAAUGAUGGGUAUUUGCUGUAGUCACCAAAAACGGGUCAAGAAUAUGGUAUAAUCGGUUCAACCCGACUUAGAAAAUUGAGCAUUGUUGUUUGAUGUUUUGGGGUUUUCUCUUGUUUUGAUGUACUGUCCCUAUAUAUACUUUUAAUAUCCCAAGGAUGUUUCUGAGUUUAUUA